Molecule: messenger RNA, 1227 nt
Organism: Bipolaris sorokiniana ND90Pr
Lineage: Eukaryota; Fungi; Ascomycota; Dothideomycetes; Pleosporales; Pleosporaceae
Exons: 1
Coding region: 29-862 (277 amino acids)
Source: RefSeq, a predicted model, not a curated record
GGUCUUUGUCAUUGAUAACGGUUGGACGAUGUUUGACCACUGGCCCAUCCUGAUCUUUGUCGUCGAAACACUUGCAAUGAACGCUGCCGGUAUCGACAAAAGCGGCAUCGACCUCCGCUUCACAGUAGAGGGAUCUCGACACAACGCAAAUGACAUUGUAGGAGAUAACGGGCGGAGGGUACUAAAAGAAAAGCUGCGAGCAGCCUGGCCCGAACACAAGCCAAAGCCCAACGCAACAACCGACAUGACUGCAAUCCUAGAAAGCAUCUACAAAGAAUGGCGCCGCAACCACCAACCAGCCACAACCCUCUACGUCUUCACCGACGGAAAAUGGUCCACCGAAAGCCUCCCCGCCCUCCGCCUCGUCGCCAAAAACCCUCAUUCCCCCCACGACAUCAUCCUCAACCCGCCCCCCCUCCACAAAGCCAUCAUGGCCAUCGCCGAACAAGACCGCCAACGGACCGGCAACCGCCACUUCAGCAUCCAAUUCAUCCGCUUCGGCGACUCUCCCCCAGACACAGAGCAUCUCCAGUGGCUCGACGACCACCUCUGCGAAAGCCACAAGUACCGCGACAUCAUCGACCACUGCUCCUGGCGCGCUACCGUCGACAAGAUCUUCAAGGGAAGCAUCGAGGGUUUUCUCGAUGAGAAAGAUACGAAUGAGCCGCCGGUGCAGUACGACUACAAGCAGUUGAUGGAGAGGUUUGACCGGUUUAAUCGCGGUGAGGAGGAUGGGGGUGCUGAGGCGCAGAAUGCGACGCUCUCGUCGCCGCUAACGCGCGCGGGGACGCACAGGUCCCAUGUUUCGACUUCGUCGCCAAGGAUGCAGCAGAAGAGGUUUUCGGUGUUUUCCUCCUCCUAACGUCACUUGUUUUUUGUUUUUUUUUGUUUUUUUGCAGCGCAGUUUUGAUGCAUAUGGUUUCCCAUGUGUAUAUAUACCGUAGUGACUUUCCGGGUUUUUUUCCUUUCUUUUUCUUCUCAUUCAUAUCUCUCAUUUGGAUUUGGAUUAAGAUACCCACGGGGAGGAUAACCCUGUUUUUGUUGUUUUGGUUUAACAUCUGCGGCAUUAUACCCAUAGGACUGGCGUUUUUUUUUACUGUCUAGAUUUCGAUCCAUUCUACUUGCAUUUGAUAAAACCAUAUGUUUUAUUGGACGGAUACGUAAUUGUCUACUUUUAGAUUCUUGGAUUAUCUCUAGAUAUAAGUUCUAUUUGUUUCGUGCCUGUGG